CUCUUUAACUAUUUUCUUUUUUUUUUUUUUUGGGGACUCUGCGAGAUCCUUCCACAUGGGAAAUUGAUAAGGCUUCUGGGUGAUACCAGCUUUUGCAAGACUCGAGCAACGAAUUGCUGUACAUGUCGAUUUGAGAAAACUUAAAAAAGUUUAUUCGUAAUUUGCUAUGAAGAAACUUAUCCUCUCUAGUAAAUCAUUGGUUCUCUGUGAUGGCUCUGCCUGUUCGAAAGUUCGGGAUUUUGGUGGCUUUGUUCAUCGUACAUUAGCGUCUUGUCCGUUUGGUACCUCUGCAGCUCCGGCCCUUUUCUCUGAUUCGGAGUCUGGAGGAAAUGACUGCUACGCUUCUGGCGUAAUCCAAGAUAAGGACCUUCUGCGGAAGAGCUAUGGUGGUUCCGGAACGGGACUUCAUGUUUUGGACUUGAUUGACCGUGGUUCUUUGGAAGCUGAUCGGAUUCUUUACAAUACCUUGCUAAAGAGAUGCACCCAGAUGGGAAAGCUCAGAGAAGGAAGAAUCGUUCAUGCCCACAUCCUCAAUUCCCAGUUCAAGGAUGACCUCGUGAUGGGCAACACCAUACUUAACAUGUAUGCCAAAUGCGGUGGACUCAAGGAUGCUCGGACUUUGUUUGAUGAAAUGCCUGUUAAGGACAUGGUUACUUGGACUGCUUUGAUCACUGGCUAUUCUCAGAAUGAUCAACCUGAGGACGCUCUUGUUUUGUUUCCUCAAAUGCUACGACAUGGAUUGGAGCCCAACCAGUUCACUCUGUCCAGCCUGUUAAAGGCUUCCGGAGGCAGGCCAACGGACAAGCAUGGCAGGCAGCUUCAUGCAUAUUGUCUCAAGUAUGGUUUUGUUUCCAAUGUUUAUGUGGGCAGUUCUCUUGUGGACAUGUACGCUAGGUGCGGCCAUAUGGUUGAAGCUCAGUCAAUCUUUGAUGACAUUGUGAGCAAGAAUGAGGUGUCGUGGAACGCUUUGAUUGCUGGGCAUGCCAGGAAGGGUGAAGGAGAGCAUGCUUUCAGAUUGUUUUGGAAGAUGCAGAGGGAAGAUUUUAAACCUACUCAUUUCACCUAUUCUAGUAUUCUGGCUGCUUGUGCCAGUACAGGUUCUUUGGAGCAAGGGAAGUGGGUGCAUGCACAUAUGAUUAAGUCAGGUGGUAGACUUGUUGCUUUUGCUGGGAACACUCUACUUUACAUGUAUGCAAAGUCGGGUAGCAUUGAGGAUGCAAAAAAAGUUUUUGAUAGGUUGUUAAAGCAAGACUUGGUUUCUUGGAAUUCGAUCCUUACUGGAUAUGCACAACAUGGGCUUGCAAAGGAGACUUUACGGCAGUUUGAGGAAAUGCUGAGAAUCGGAAUUGAACCAAAUGAUAUAACUUUCCUUUGUGUUCUGACUGCUUGUAGCCAUGCUGGGCUUUUGGAUGAAGGACAGUAUUAUCUUGAAUUGAUGAAGAAAUACAAGGUUGAACCCCAGGUUUCACAUUAUGUGACAAUCGUUGAUCUUCUCGGCAGAGCAGGUCUUCUUGAUCGAGCUGAGAGGUUUAUAAAAGAAAUGCCUAUUGAACCCACUGCUGCUGUGUGGGGAGCCUUGCUUGGUGCUUGCAGGAUGCACAAGAAUAUGGAGUUGGGUGCUUAUGCUGCUGAACGUGUUUUUGAGCUUGACCCCCACGAUUCUGGGCCCCAUAUAUUGCUCUAUAAUAUCUAUGCCUCUGCCGGAAGAUGGGACGAUGCGGCAAAAGUGAGAAAGAUGAUGAAAGACAGUGGGGUGAAAAAGGAACCUGCUUGUAGUUGGGUCGAGAUUGAAAAUGCUGUCCACAUGUUUGUGGCAAAUGAUGAUGCUCAUCCACAGAGAGAAGAAAUCCAUAGGAUGUGGGAGAAUAUCCAAAGUAAAAUCAAGGAGAUUGGAUAUAUCCCAGACACCAGCCAUGUACUUUUGUUUGUAGACCAGCAGGAGAGGGAAGUAAAGUUGCAGUACCACAGUGAGAAGCUUGCUCUAGCAUUUUCCCUCCUGAACACUCCUCCUGGAUCCAGCAUUAGGAUCAAGAAGAACAUAAGAGUUUGUGGUGAUUGUCAUUCAGCAAUCAAGUAUGUCUCAAAGGUGGUAGGAAGAGAAAUCAUCUUGAGAGAUACCAACCGGUUCCAUCAUUUUCGUGAUGGCUCUUGCUCUUGUGGGGAUUAUUGGUAGAGCUAAUUUCAGUGCCUAUUAUCACUCCUAAGAAUCUGAAUGGAAAGUGGAUUUGCUAAAUGGAUAUAUUGACCCAUUAUAAGUGGCCAAUUGAGUCGUUAGUUUCAAAUCAACUCUCUAGUUUUGGAAAAGUGAUAAGAGGCUUGAAUAUAUAAUCAGUUGGCUGGUCUGGCCAAAUGUGCCUUUUGAAACAACUACAUGAAUUGGCAGUUAUGGUAUUUGUAACCUACGAUAGGCGCAGGGAAGAAGGGGAAGAAACUGGAAUGCUAUAAACAUUGAGUAGACAUGAUCCUGGACACUAGGAGAUGGAGAUACAUGAUAAUGAUACGAAAAUUCAAAUGCAAGUAUUUGUUCUUUAUUGAAGGUAGCCGGCAACCUGUAAGGUUUCAUAUAUUUCUAACAGUCAAGGCUUCCCAGGAAAGCUCGCUCAGAGUUGGGGAAAAUUAUUCAUUAUAUCAGAAUAGCAAAAAUUGUCUCCUACAUAAGAACCAUGAUGUCCGGGGAAACCACCUCAUUUCCCAUAUACAAUAGAAGAUAUCAGCACCAUUACCGGAACUCGUAGAAUUAACAGGCUGCAGAUUGAUGAGGAAAGGAAAUAGAAGGAAACAUGAAAGAAAAGAAAAAAGAAAAAAAUCUUAUUGUAUGAAUUCUUUUUGGUUUUUGCGUGAUUCUUUAUAAAUUUCAGCGUAGUAUGAAAAAAUUAAUUGUUGGUUUUGUUUACCAUUAAAGAAACGUUAAUGCCUUUCUGUGUGCUAUGAUUUCCGCGUCUGAAAUUUGCCAUACUACUCGUAAUGACUUCUCUUAAUGCACCUAGCAUAAUGCCAAUAUAUAUAAAACCUUCUAACAAACUGAAUUCAUAAAGAAGGUAAGGUGUGAUGGCUUCUGCUAUCGCUCGAACAAAACUUGCUAUUAUUUAGAGUUUGUCCAUGCCCACAUGAAUUCUUCAAAUGCGGUCAAGAUAAUGUCAAUCUACGGGUACCAACCUCCUCCUCCCACCACCCCAAACAAGAAAUUUCAUAAAAGAAGGAAACCUUUUUGAACUGUUAUCUGCUUUUACACAAUUCCUGCAAACAAACACAGUGAAACAGUUUGAUUCUACUCUGAUAAUCCCAAGUUCACAAACUAUCUUUCUUCUUUAAAUAUUAGAGCCAUUGGGAUUUGGUUUUGAGUAAUUUAGAGGAGACAAAAUUAGGAGAUGACAGGAAAAUGGGGAGGGUGUAAUAGUGGAAAAAUCAGCAAAGUGAGACAAAUCGCAGAGGAAAGAAAGAGAAAAACGAAAAAGACGGGUAAAAUUUUUCAAAUGGGUAAUUGGUUUUUUUUUUUUUUUUUUUUUUUUUUUUUUGCCUUGUGGAAUUGGAAAGCUAAAAAUAGAUAGACAGAGAGAGGGAGAGAGAGAGAGAGAGAGAGAGAAGAGAAGAGAGAAAGGAACGCAAAAGAAGGAAAACUAAAACAACCCAUCUGUUUCAUUUCAUUCAUGCUGUGAGAGAAAGAGAAAGAGAAGGAACAGGCAAAAAGCGUGAGAUGGUACUCUGUGUGUGGUGCGAGACGGUUUAGCUUAAAAUCGCAUAGCGUGUGAAGCAAAGCUCCCCAUUCUAAUCAUCAUCAUCAUUCUUCAGCAAAACGUUUUUACAUUGCAAUCCAAAACAGCUUCCAUUUAAAAAAAAAAAAAAAAAAAAGGUACAGCAAUGGAGCAGGACAGCAAGAAGAGAGUAAGAGAAGGAGAUCAUCAUCAGGACCAGAAAGAUGUUUCAAAUUCAAAGAGACAUGCAAAGAAGCAAGAAGGUCUGAAUUCAGCUGUCUGGGAAGAUUACAAAGACGAAGACGACCACAACAAAAGGACGUCGGAGGAGUCAGAUUUGGCAGUUGGAGUGUUCGAUUUCCCAUGGCUGAAAGAUGGUGUGGUGUCGAAAUCAGAGGAAUGGAGAUUCGAAGACGUGUUCUCGUCGCCGUUGGAUGAGACAUCGUCGACGACGACGUCCUCCACGAUCACUACCAGUGCUGGUUUUGAGUUUGAGUUUUCCGGGCAGUGUUUGUGUCAGUCGCCGGAGGCUUUGCUUGAUUUUCCGGAGGAGGACAAGUUUGAGGAAACAGAGAGCGUGGAUUGCAUUUGGAGCUCUCUGCUUAAUCAGCCUCUUCAACAGCCAAACUGAUUUUUUAUUUUAUUUUGUUUUUUAAUUUUUGGGCGUUUACUGUAUAUUAGAAGAAACCUGGACACAAACAUAUUGUAAAACCAGAAUUCUGCCAUGGAAAGUUUUGGGGAAAAAAAGAAAAAGAAAAAUUACUCCUUUUUUGUUUUUUC
Ziziphus jujuba (common jujube) is the source of this 4472-nucleotide messenger RNA. RefSeq names its product pentatricopeptide repeat-containing protein At3g24000, mitochondrial. NCBI's taxonomy places the organism in Eukaryota, Viridiplantae, Streptophyta, Magnoliopsida, Rosales, Rhamnaceae. The transcript is spliced from 2 exons. The record is from RefSeq and is a predicted model, not a curated record. Bases 167 to 2173 code for a protein of 668 amino acids. Gene Ontology annotation, biological process: RNA modification. Gene Ontology annotation, molecular function: protein binding; RNA binding; zinc ion binding.